UAGAGUUUCCUCCGCCGCCCACCACCCCCGCCACCACCACUACGGACUGGGGUGCCAGUAUUGAGCUUGUCGACGCCGUUAGCGUUUAUCCCAGUUUAUGCUGGUCGUGAUGUAAACCGUGAACACUUCUUGACGAACUGCGCUUCCUUUCGUUGUAUUGUGGAAUGCCAUAUUCGUGGUUAUGCGCUCUUCACAGCGGUUACCGGAACGAUACUACGGUUUCUGCAAGAGUGGUAGAAUUUGACGACGAUUGACUUCGGCCACUGCUCUUCACUGGGAAAACAAUGGUGAUGAAGCAAUCACUGACGGCACUAUGGACCACCGUGUUUCGUGUUGCAUGCUAUACGAUCGUCUGAGUCACCGGAAAGAACGAUGCAAAAUUGAAAAGUCUUUCGGUAUUUUUAGACCGCAGUGGUUUUGUGCGAUGUAAGUAAGCUAGCGCAAAGCGCGCGGUUCCUCAGCGCCAUCAUCUGGCUUGCAGCAUCUCUUUGUACUACUAAAACGCGGUCAUGGAAACCCGCGUAUUCAUAAACAUCGAUGUGGAGCCGUUUUGUACAAAACUUGUUUUCCCCGUUGGUGUCCCAGCAGCUGGCUAUGUUCGGAUUAUUUUUGGAGAUUUUGCUAAAACUUGCUCGAAGUACAGAGUUGAAAAUGGUGGUGCGGCCAAUUGUGAAAGUGACAGUGCGACAGCUGUCAAUGACAAAGUAUUCGUACGAUCACCAUCUGUUGACGGGGAACCUUUAUGCACAUUAAAGACAGCAGCUUUGCCCGAUGACUUGAAUGACGAUUCCGUUGCGGCGGAGGAGCCGGAGGAACCGAAGGAAAUUUGCGAGGAGCUUGCACCUCAGGUACCUGAUCCGGAGGAGCCGAAUGAACCCUCAGAAGCCCAGUCGAAUGCCGCGCCCGCAAAUGAGCUUUCCAGUGACCGGCGGAAACAAAAGAAUCCUAUGAAAAUACGGUUAAGGACCGGGCCUCUUUCACCAUUGCCUGAUGCCGCACGAAGGUCGAGCCGGACUCGCAAUGCAGCUACCGUUCGUUACGUAAGCAGUAGUUCAGAUGAUGAUUUUAAUCGUGACAGCGGGGACUCCGAUUGGAGCGGGUCUGAUGAAUCGUACGAAAAGGCUCCAAAGCUCAAACGGACUAGGAGGGUCUCAGCACCAGUAAGAAGGGUGUCAACUGUUGGGAGAAAAGCGACGGCAUCAAGGAAAUCGUUACCGGCCAAGAAAGUAUCAACACCUGCAAAAAAAUCGUCCGCGCCUGUGCGGAAACCUACAGCUCCGUUAAAAAAGACUGCUGCUGUUGCAAAGGUUUCAAGUCCUGCGACAGAAACCCCAACUCCCAAAAUUGCACCUCUCAACAUAAAGGCACUGAAACAACAGUCUAAGGAGAGGCAAGCCUUGAAAGCGAGCAACAAAACAAAAUCAGAUGAAACUUUUACAUGCGAGGAAUGUGGUCAAAUAUUCAGUUCAAGACUAAAGUAUAAAAAGCAUUCAUGGACACACAAGCCAAAAAAUGAGCAUCCACACAGAUGUGAUGUGUGUGACAAGCUCUUUGCAACCGCAUUCACACUUGAGCGACAUCAGGCUGCUCACUGCAAAGGCAUGCCUAACUGCUGUGAGAAAUGCAGGAAAGGAUUUGCUACUCCGGAGGAUUUGGCUAAACACGAAGAGACUCACAAGGACUAUCGAUGUGAAUGUUGCUCCCAGCUCUACUUGAGCUAUCGAGGGCUUCGAAAACAUUACACACAGUUUCACAAAAAUGAGAUGUUACAGAAACAGCAAAUCAGUAGCACUGCAAGAGAAGAUGGAGCAACAGGCAAGGGUGAGUCUGAGAACGGUGCUGGUCAGAAGGAACACAAGUGUGUUACAUGUGACCUCGGAUGUGACAGUGAGGACGCAUUAGCAGCGCACUACAUGGAAUCUCAUCCAGAUCAGCAAGUCUUUCCCUGUGAAACUUGCCGCAAGGUGUUCACAGAUCGUGACAUGCUUCAGACACAUUUGCGCAAGCACAUGCAGAUUAAAACUGGAGAAAACUCAAGUGAGCAGACUUAUCUUUGUAACAUCUGUGACAAGGAGCUGAAGUCCCUGUCAACUCUUCGUGUUCAUGUACAGUCUCACAACAAGGUCCGGUCAUUCACGUGCGAUAUUUGCCAAGAAAAGUACACUACAGCAAGUAACCUACGCAAGCAUCGCAAAAUCCAUAACACAACGCGCAUGUACAAAUGCCCCCAUUGCCCAAAGGAGUUCACGACUAAUAACUACAAGUUGAAGCACAUCAAGCGUGUGCACACAAGAGAUUUCCAAUAUGGCUGCAGCCAUUGCCCAAAGAAGUUCCUGGAGAAAAAGCGAUUCCAACAACACAUGGUACUCAUGCAUGCCAGUAUGCUCACUGAAGACGACUAUGCAACUAUGACACUGGUAAAGAAGUUGCACUGUAGCCUGUGUUCCUACGUGACAUACAGCAGCAAGAGCUUCAGGCAACAUGAAGUUACCCACACUGGAAAGUAUCCCCAUACAUGCAGUGAAUGCAACAAAGGCUUCACAUUCCGGUUCGAAUUGACCAAGCACGUGCGCUGUGUGCACCAGGCCCAAUUCUUCCGCUGCGAGAGCUGCAAGCGUACCUUUACAGCCGAGGAAACCUACAAGAUACACAAGGAGCACCAUGACCGUGGGCUUGGUUUCACAUGCACCGAAUGUGGAAACAUGUAUGAGACUCAGGGUCACUAUGAGCAGCACAUGCAGGCGCAUUCCAGUGACCUGCCUUAUGAGUGCCCCACUUGCAACAAGCGCUUUGCCUUGACACGAUCACUAAACCUUCAUCGCCUCUCGCAUGACAAACAGAGGACACCCCGGCCACGGCCUUACAGUGGAAAUCGCAGUUGGGAGUAUUACUGUGAACUUUGCAAUGUCUUUUACAAAUAUGGUUCUAGCCUGGUGGCCCAUCGUGUGUGUGUGCAUGGAAAUGGCCCGACUACUACUUGUCCUUAUUGUGAUAAGAAGUUCAAUAGCCGGCUGACGCUGUCAAUGCACAUACGCAUGCACACUCGGGAGCGCCCCAUGCGCUGCAGCUAUUGUGGGAAAACCUUCCGCGUCUGGAACAGCCUCAAACGACACGUUGUCACAAGUCACACGAAGGACUUCAAGCUUUUCUGUCCACUAUGCAACAAAGGAUUCGUCUCGAGGUCCUACCUAAAGGUGCAUCUUAAGAGUGCACACAAAGCUGUAAUGUCAGGCCCUGGUAAGCGGAAGCGGUUGCCUGAUGGCCCCACUGCAGCACAGCAUCCUCCUGCACGCACGACGACAGUACAAAAGCCGCCUGUCAUCAUACCCAUGCCCGCUAAACUUGACCGCUCCACCCUCGUACCACAGGCCAGGAGGCCACGCCACCACACAGCAAAAGCAGCUGCUGUGUCCACUGCCCCUGUGGCUACCCAGCUUCCUCUGGUGCCCCCACCCACGCAGGUGGAUGCCUCGCAGCAACCGCAGCCACACCGCCCACAACAGCUUCCAGUGGAGCGGCCUGAGCUGCAACAGCAGGCACAAUUGCAGCAGCUGCACUUGCAGCAGCUACAGCUGCAGCCGUCACAGAUGCACCCACAGCACCUACAGCCAGCUCGGCAGCAUGCACAGCAGCAACGGGAUCUUUUUGAAAUGCAACAAAUCCCACACUUAGAAACAGACACUUACUCGCUCAUGUUAUUGUGAAAAUCUUUCAUUUUCCCAUCACUUGCCUGCAAUUUCUUGGGCAGGACUGUUGCUCUUGUGGACUGCUAUCAGGAGUGCUGUGUGCUUUGUGCAUGAAUCAUACUGGGUUGAGGAUGGAGGUUAAGUAUAGUUCACAGGCUUAUGCAAGUAAAUUUCUGACCUGGGCUGUGCUGCAACUUUUUUUGAAAUGAGUAAUGCUGAAGUUUCACUUUGUUGAGGUGUAGAAACAUUGAAAAAGAUGUUACCCACAGAGGAUUUAAUGGGUAUUUGCAACACUGAGACUCACUCAAGUGAACCAUUUCUCUGUGUGUUCUCAACUUUAGCAUUCACUAAGCUUUUUAAGUUUUGUAGUAUUCAUUCAAGUUGCUAAAAGUAGCGUUAGAAUGUCUGACCAUAGUAGGUGUUAAGUACAUCUAUCAUCACCCAGUGUUUCCACUUGUAGAAGUUUUUGUGCAAAGCAUACACCUACUUGUGGUUUAUUUUUAUCACCCAUAGGAAAAUAAAAUUUACAAGCAAGCAGUGCUCCUCUGAUUUGAAAGUAAACUUUCCGAUAUAUACUAGUAUGUCUUUAUUUUUAUAGUCAUAGCAAGCAUUAUAUAACAUUAAAAUGUGAGAAACUCAAUGUGGCAUUACAAAGCACGUUUUCCUUUUCUUACAGAAUUAUUGUUACAAGCUUGCAUAGUUAUGGUCACUUAUUCAGCUUUCACUCAUCAGAGAGAUCAAAAUUCAAUAUAUUUAGUUCAUGUCUUCUUCGUUUAUUUAUAUAACAUGAGAGCAUGUAAAAACCAGCCCAGUGUUUUUAUUCUUAUUUUUGUGUGUUCUUAUGGAAGCUUUCAAUUUUAAGCUUGUAUCGCUUUCAGUCACUUCAUAACUCUUCAUCCGAGUGUUUCAUAGAAAUAUAUCUGUAGUUCACGCCUUCUAUACUAUUUUUUUAAAUUUUAUGAUCAUUGAAAGCGGUAAAAAAUUGCAAAGCUUAUGUAAUUUUUUUGCCCGUGGAAGUUUAAUUUUAUCAUUGCAAAAUGUUUAGACAUUCAUAUUCAUUUUGAAUAAAUGAUAUACAUUGCAGUCCACUUAUAAAGAUAGCACUUAUAAUAACAGGUUGUAGCAGUGGGCUUUGUCUGCAAUGAACUGUAUAGUGAAGCUCUGUAAGAUUGGUCUGUGUACAUACUUCAAUUAUUGAAUUUUCUAAUACUCUUAAUGCCUUUAUAAGUAGACUGCUAUGUGAAUGUUGUUCAUGUGUACUUUGGCAAGUCUGUAACAUGCUUUAGGAUGUUUGCUUCUAGGUCUGACAGGGAACCAAGCAUUGUAAUAUGUGAAAUGACAUGAAGCAUAAUCCACAGGCUUUCCAAGAAAUCUGAGGUCGCAAGCUAGCAUUUGCUAUGAACAUUUUUGUAAAAAUCAUCUGUUCAAUACUCACAGCAACAGCGCACGAGCAGUGAACAGAGUGGGCUGUUAAAGGCAGACUGCACUUUGGUUCACAGUAGGAUUGCAUCACAGCUUAAGUGUUGUGCUAAGCAAAAUUAUGAAUGACUUUGCUUUUUACAGUUCAGCAUGCUUGUUACAUAUUGCAUUAGUCCUUUACCUCAAAAGGAACUGUCCAUUUUUGUGGCCAUGUACAACAGUUUUAAGUUAUUCUUUGUGUUUAUAUGUCAUUGUGUCCUCAUUUUCAUUGUUUCAUGUGCUUACUGCCCUAAGCAUCACUAUGGAAAGAAGCACUGCAAGCAGGAAGGUCAAUGUAAAUGUUUCCUGAAUGCAAUGCUUUGCUGCAUAUGAACCAGUUUUAUCACGUUUGU
Messenger RNA from Dermacentor silvarum, 5497 nucleotides. Its product is annotated as zinc finger protein 184-like. Gene Ontology annotation, biological process: regulation of transcription by RNA polymerase II. The record is from RefSeq and is a predicted model, not a curated record. Gene Ontology annotation, cellular component: nucleus. Bases 510 to 3704 code for a protein of 1064 amino acids. The transcript is spliced from 4 exons. Gene Ontology annotation, molecular function: RNA polymerase II transcription regulatory region sequence-specific DNA binding; DNA-binding transcription factor activity, RNA polymerase II-specific. Lineage: Eukaryota; Metazoa; Arthropoda; Arachnida; Ixodida; Ixodidae.